This is a messenger RNA of Saccostrea cuccullata (small rock oyster), 1247 nucleotides long. RefSeq lists its product as uncharacterized. The coding region runs from base 24 to 1247 and encodes 407 amino acids. Lineage: Eukaryota; Metazoa; Mollusca; Bivalvia; Ostreida; Ostreidae. The transcript has 6 exons. The record is from RefSeq and is a predicted model, not a curated record.
UAAUAAUUAAAUAUUAAUCGAAUAUGAUUGGUCGCAUUGAUAAAGCAGACCCGCCCACACUUUCUAAGAAUAUUUAUCUGAACAUACAUAUACCGAAUUUUCAUGAGUUCCAGUUAUCUAUUUCUUACAGUCUUAAUACUUACGCACAACUGGAGUAUACAAAUAUGUGGACUUUUAAUAUUAAUGGACAUCUUUUAUUGGACAACAAAGACAGUGGCGAAAUUAAGAUGAUCAGUAGCAGUAACAAGUUUGGGAUGAUCAAGGUCACCUUAAAAGAGGGAAGAAGUCUCUUUCUGACGCUGAAAAAUUUUGAUUCCACCGAACACGCGAAUUUUGAUAAAAUGUGUCGAACAUCAAGGACAGCGUUUCUACAAUGGGCAAAAAGAGAAAACAUGUGUGUUCAGGAUCUUGCUGCGGUUGCCAGUUCAACAGAAGCCACGGGAAGCAGCAAUGCGGCGAGUGUUUCCAUUGAAAGUAGCUCAUCUCAACAAAACAACACUGCAGAUGAUAACAAUGAUGCAGAUGAUCAAAUAAACACUAAUGAAUCAAAACAGAUUGCUUUUAAAGAUCUGGACACAAAGCUGUUGGGAAGAAACCUACUUGUUCCAAUCUGCAAUUUGAUUGAGCCUGCACCUUUAAGAAAAGUCAGGGAUUUAGACCAAUCCCACGUCAGGGAACUGGAAAAACAACUUAUUGAUACCCCGCAAGUGUUUUCCGUCCUGAUUGGUCACGUCACUGCUGAAGAUGCAUCACUGGAUGUAGUGCAAGUGGAGGGAUUCCCCCACAUUGAGGUUUUGGGAGGAAACCACACGCGGCAAGCCCUUCAAAAUUUGAUGAAAAGGGAAGGAAGUAUUCAGAAGGUGUGCAUUGAUAUUUAUAAGAACCUCACACCAACGGAAGCAAUGCUCCUUGGGCUGAACCACAAUGCCAAACAUGAAUACUCCAAACAGACUUCAUUCGUUGAAAUUGUAAAACUGUUUAGGAAACUGCGGGAAGAGUGUCAAUCUAAAGAAAAAUCAGCCAAAAAAUGCGCACUUAUGUGGAGAGGACAGGCCGCAGUGAUUAUGGGAGUGAAUGUAAGUAAUAUAUAUAAUUCCUACAGAACACAUCUCCACUGCGCAUCAGUAGAUGAUGAAUUGUGGAUUCUAUUAGACGCUUUCUUCCAAUCCUGGAAACUUAAUAAAAUAAGAAAAAAACCAAAGGGCGAAAUAAAAAAACGCAUCUCAUGGCAUGGACGCAGUGUGUAG